Talaromyces marneffei is the source of this 1236-nucleotide messenger RNA. RefSeq lists its product as uncharacterized. Lineage: Eukaryota; Fungi; Ascomycota; Eurotiomycetes; Eurotiales; Trichocomaceae. Gene Ontology annotation, molecular function: DNA-binding transcription factor activity, RNA polymerase II-specific; zinc ion binding. The coding region runs from base 1 to 1236 and encodes 411 amino acids. The transcript has a single exon. The record is from RefSeq and is a predicted model, not a curated record. Gene Ontology annotation, biological process: regulation of DNA-templated transcription.
AUGGAAAACGCGUGUGCGCCCUGCGCCAGGGCAAAGCGGAAAUGCGAGAGACAGGCGCCGCAGUGUGCGCGAUGCCAUAGACGAGGGAUCGAAUGCAUCUAUCCACCUGCAAAACAGACGCCGUUCAUCUUACGCAAAGAUGAUUAUUCGUCAACUUAUAGCCAUGGUAGUACCUCGUAUAAUAGACUCGCAGACAAUACACCCGGCUCUGAGCUCUCGCCCUAUUCUUACAGCAAGUCGUCAUUACAGCUACCAGAAAUAGAUGGAUUCCAUGACUGCAUCACUAGUCCUGAAAUUCAGUCGUUUUCGAAUUGGGCAUACACAUUCCCAUCCACAGGUGGUCUUAGUUCUCUUACAUUUUCCGCAGGUCGGCCGGUACUCAGUGAGCAAUUAGUGUCUUACGUCGCAAUGCUUCACACAUGGCUUGAGCAGUGGGUGUACCAGGGAAGCAACCCAUUCAUCCAUGCUUUUCUCUACAAGGCACGAAUGCCUUUAUGUAUGCAGGAUGCUUAUACGACUUUAUCAUCGUAUAUCCUCAAGAAACCCACCAAUGAGCAUAUGAUAUUCCGCAUUCUUGAGGAACGAGUUCGGCGGCUGGUAGCUACUCAGGGUCUUGAGGACUGGCCUGAGAAAAAUCAAAAUAAUUUGCAUUCAAUCGAUCAUUUAGCUAGGGUACAGGCUCUGCUGAUAUAUCUAAUAAUGGGACUCUUUGAUGGUGAUAUCCGUCUCCGUCAUUUUGCGGAAAGCCAGAUGCCGGUUCUUGAUAAAUGGACAGAAGAAAUGAUUGAUCAUGCUAACCAGAUGCUGUCCGCUGGUGCUGACUUAGCACCGAAUGGGCCGAUUGCUAGUCGGUUGAACGUUCAGGAUAUUUACGAUCGUGAAAACCUCAAUUGGCAUUGUUGGGUAGUCGCUGAAAGUACACAACGUACGUGGAUGAUGGCAGCUGGGAUUCAAGCUGUUUACUCAAUGAUGCAACUGGGUCAGGUGCCUCAAUGUACUGGCUCCAUGGUAGUCACCACAGGGCCCGGGGUCUGGGAGGCUUCAUCCGCUGUGACCUGGACUAGACUAUACCUGGAGACAAAGUUGGGCAUUGUGAGAAUAUCAGAGGCAGAGCGACUGUUCGUGGAAGCAGCACCGGAAGAAGUUAAUGAAUUUACAAAGGUGUUUCUGGAAGCGACGUUCGGUAAGGAUCGGAUGGAGAGGUGGUCGCAAACCGGAAACAUGAUUGGAUCUUGA